CUGCCUCCAUCAAUAAAAUUGGUAAAGACUUUCUACACCUUGGGCAGAGAAGCCCGUGUUGACAUUUGCGCGCUGACGAGUAUUGUUGAUACCUGUGCACGAAAAGAACAAGAAAUUUGCUUUUGGAAAGUUUGUUUGUAUUAUCGCAGCUGUAACACGUCCGCGAUCCUCCCGGAAUCGGAAAUAAGGCGAAAAUGAAAGUCCUGCCCCAGCAUCUGGCCGUACCAAUAUUCGCAAAAUGAAACGACAACGGGUCAAAGCUGAACCGAGCAGCAGUCAUGUUUACGUGGAGGAACCGUACACGAGUGAGGGAUAUGAAUUCCCACUGGCUCAACACAAAUCGGCACCCAUAGAGCGAUGGCUGGAGGCGCAAAUCCUUCCGGGUGAUACGCUGCAAGCGAUCGCGCUGAGAUUCAACUGUUCGAUACCUCAAUUGAAGAAGUUGAACAAAAUAGACAAGGACAACGAAAUCUAUGCACGAAACGUGAUUCGCGUUCCGGUGACCCCACACUCAAUCCUACUGGAAACCCUACCGCGCGUGCACACGAGCGGGAACAGCAGCCCCAAAAACAUCACAACCACACCGCCGAGUGUAAGCCAUGUUGCGGUGGAAGCGAAAGCCACCUUGGACGAGAAGCUGAUUCUUGCCGCCGUAAGCAACGCCUCCAUUCAGCCGAGCAGCAGCGCUGCCACACAGUUUCCUAGAAAGUCUUCCGGAAAACACAGGGACCGUGCCGACCGCUCGAGUGAAAUCGCGCUCGACGAUUUGCACGGCGAAGAUGAUGCGGGAUUAAGCGAGCCGCUGCUGCUGAGCGGCGAGUAUGACGAUAGCUUUCCGCAGCCGCGGCCACUGCGGCUGCCGGCAAAUGACUUUUCAUGCAAUGGGAGCGAUUGUGAUAUAUCCUGGAUUUGUUUGCUCGUCUUUAUCCUGGCGCUUUGCUUCGCAAUUCCACUUAUUUAUGUAGUGUAUGUGGCGGAACACAUAGAAAAAUAUCAUCACGAUAGUUUUAAUGUAAACCACAGCGCGAAACUGUGACCACGGGGAAGGCAUUGUAUAACGAUUAUAUAUAUAUAUAUAUAUAUAUAUAUAUAUAUAUAUAUAUAUAUAUAUAUAUAUAUUUACAUACACUUGUUUUGUUAGUGUCCUUUUCCGUAAACUGUAUUCUGUAUUACGUUUUUCGUGGAGGCAACGGCCCGAAGAGGUACGGCGACUAACUGAAGGAUUAUGAGCGGCGAGCGGUGUCAAACAUCUGUAAAAAAGAGUGCCUUUUACAUCUGUUGAUUAGCUCUUUAAAUAAAAUGAUAUUUUCACAGGCAAACCAAUCCGAUACCCGUUCAAA
This is a messenger RNA of Anopheles merus, 1340 nucleotides long. Its product is annotated as lysM and putative peptidoglycan-binding domain-containing protein 3. Bases 239 to 1036 code for a protein of 265 amino acids. The record is from RefSeq and is a predicted model, not a curated record. The transcript has 3 exons. Lineage: Eukaryota; Metazoa; Arthropoda; Insecta; Diptera; Culicidae.